AUGGUCUCCCUCUACAAGCAUCACGCCCCCUCAACAACUUCCCUCUCCGACGACGGCGACGACGGCGACGAGGAGGCCCCCCAGUUCGCCUUCUAUCCCGACCACCAUCUCCUCGUCCCCGCCCAAUGGACUGCAUUCAAACGGGACCAUCCAUACCGCACCCACCUUUCGCCCGUGCACUCCCCCAUCGCUGCCAUCCCCCCCGAGAUUCUCAUCCAGAUCCUCAGACACCUCCACCCGCCCAGGGAUGUCUUCAGCGCCAUGCGCGUCUCCCGCACCUGGUGCGAGUGCGCCGUGGAACUCCUGUGGCACCGUCCAUCGUUUUCCAAGUACGACACCAUCCACAAGAUGGCAAAUCUCCUCCGCAGAGACGGCCAGACCUUCACAUACUCCCGCUUCAUCCGCCGCCUCAAUUUCCUCAACCACGGCGCAGAUCUCACCGAUGAACUCUUCCGUGUUUUCUCCCGCUGCGAUCGCCUAGAACGCCUUACCCUGAUAGGUUGCAAGCACCUCACAGGUGAAGCACUUGCCCAGAUCCUUCCGUCGUUCGCCAAUCUCGUCGCUAUCGAUCUCACUGGCGUUGUUGACACAACAAGUGAAGCUAUAAUCGGACUCGCGGCAGUCUCAACAAGACUUCAGGGGAUCAACCUAUCCAGUUGCAGCAAGGUUACCGAUUCCGGAAUCAUCGCCCUCGCCGCCUCUUGUCCCCUCCUCCGGCGCGUCAAGUUGAGCGGCCUCUCUCUCCUAACCGAUGAUUCCGUUUCUGCCCUUGCUCAGGGGUGUCCGAUGCUUUUGGAAAUCGAUCUCAACCAUUGCGAACUCGUCACAGACAUUUCAGUCCGUUUUAUUUGGACUCACCUCACCCACAUGCGAGAAAUGCGCCUAUCGCACUGUGGUCUUCUUUCAGAUGCCGCUUUCCCGGCUCCGUUUAGGCCCGACUGCCAGACAGAUCAGGUGAAUCCAUUCUCGCAUUCCAACAUCCUCAAGGUAUCCGAUGAGCUGCCCCCGCUUGUCAUUAAUCGAACUUUUGAGAACCUGCGCAUGCUGGAUCUCACCGCCUGUCCCUUGAUUACUGACAACGCCGUGGAAGGUAUCAUCUCUCACGCGCCGAAGAUUCGCAAUCUUGUCCUGUCCAAGUGCGUCCUUCUGACCGACAAGGCGGUGGAGACCAUCUGUAGACUAGGCAGACAUCUGCAUUAUCUCCACCUUGGGCAUGCAAGCAAGAUCACCGACCGGUCCGUUCGCCUUCUUGCACGGUCCUGCACCCGCAUAAGAUAUAUCGACUUCGCGAAUUGCGUCCUCCUGACGGACAUGUCCGUAUUUGAGUUGUCAGCGCUCCCCAAACUCCGCCGGGUUGGCCUCGUUAGGGUCAACCAGCUCACAGAUGAAGCUAUCUACGCCCUCGCCGAGCGCCAUGCCACCCUUGAGCGUAUCCAUCUCUCAUAUUGCGAUCAAAUCUCUGUCAUGGCCAUACAUUUCCUCCUUCUCAAGCUUCAUAAGCUUACACACCUCAGUCUGACUGGUGUACCUGCUUUCCGCCAGCCAGAGUUGCAGCGAUUCUGUCGUGAUGCUCCAAAGGAUUUCAACUCGACACAGCGGCAGGCGUUCUGUGUAUUCUCUGGCAAAGGAGUUUCCCAACUUCGAGCCUACCUUACCGAACUCUUCGACCGUAUCACAGAGAUGAACAAUACCGACGACACUGAGUAUGAAGAGGACGACUUUGAUGGUGAAGGUUAUCAAGAGGAUGAUACCCCAGAACCAGAAAGCUUCGCCGAAGCCCGAGAAAUGGAGGGGUAUCCCAGGCAGCAUAUCCUGUACAACCCAAAUGUGACGACGCCUCGUGGUCCCCACCAAGGUCAUCCCCACCAGGCCGGUCAGACUCAUCCAGCACCGCAAGCUCAUCAUCGCCCUCAAUCGCACGAAUUCAGUUUUCACCGUGAUCGCCCUAUGCGCGCUGCGACUGUGCCCAUACACAACAACCAUGAUGGAUACCAUGUGGCUGGGGUAUCUCCUAGAGCUAAUCUCCAAGGCGCCACCUCGAUUCUAAAUGCUCAAAUUCAAGCAUCGACGCCUACGGCAACCCCUUCUCGGCUCCCUCGUGUCCAUAUUCGACACGGUCGUUCAGUGGCAGAUGUGCUACCUGUUGUGGAGUCGUCAGCAUCACCUUCACCCAUUGAUACCCCAAACCAGGUUGGAGGGACGAGUGAUAAUGGUUCUGGCUUUUCCCGUGUGUAUGACAGGUCAGCCCCUGCGAUAUCACCUCCUGGAAAUGGAGCAUUAACUCCUGACCUCAACUAUGCUGAAAUCGGGCAUGGUAGAGGUGGCCUGAAUGCAGUAGCCUCGACUAUCCGUGGGCACCCUAUGACCCGCGAUCGCACCCCUCGACAACCUCCCGCCUCCCGCGUUUCACCCGUGGUAGAGCCUCCUCAUUCCGCCAGCUCUCGUGGCAAUUCCGACAGUGAAGACGAGAUGCUAACCGAAGGUGUACCUGGCGACCAACUCCCAGCAGCCGCGAGCGACAACACUUGGACCUAUCGCGAAUCAGAUUUAGCACAACCGGCCAACCGCGAACUGCACGACUCGGUUCAGUCAGCGUUUAGUGGCGAUGUCAGAGGCCGGCAGGAGGAGGAGGAUACCUUGCAAGAUGCGCAGACACCCACUGCUGGACCGAGAUCAAGGAGUGUGAAGAGGAGCAUUCGGAACACCUUCCAUGCAGCUGAACACUACGCGAGCUCACUUCUGUUUGGUCGCUCUGCUGGUGACGUGCGCCACGAUCACCCAGGAGAACCUGGCCCAAGUUCUGCUGGACGCAGUCACGCCUCUCGUUCUUCUCGCUAG
Cyclocybe aegerita is the source of this 2838-nucleotide messenger RNA. The record is from the annotation of a GenBank genome assembly. Lineage: Eukaryota; Fungi; Basidiomycota; Agaricomycetes; Agaricales; Hemipholiotaceae.